This is a messenger RNA of Neopelma chrysocephalum (saffron-crested tyrant-manakin), 1972 nucleotides long. RefSeq names its product cyclin L1 (gene CCNL1). Gene Ontology annotation, cellular component: nucleus. Lineage: Eukaryota; Metazoa; Chordata; Aves; Passeriformes; Pipridae. The record is from RefSeq and is a predicted model, not a curated record. The transcript is spliced from 11 exons. Gene Ontology annotation, biological process: regulation of transcription by RNA polymerase II. Bases 108 to 1481 code for a protein of 457 amino acids. Gene Ontology annotation, molecular function: cyclin-dependent protein serine/threonine kinase regulator activity.
CCCCCGCGCCCGCCGGCAUCCUCAUCGGAGACCGCCUCUACUCCGAGGUGUCGCUCACCAUCGACCACUCGCUGAUCCCCGAGGAGCGACUCUCGCCCACCCCCUCCAUGCAGGACGGGCUGGACCUGCAGUGCGAGACCGACCUGCGCAUCCUGGGCUGCGAGCUCAUCCAGGCGGCCGGCAUCCUGCUGCGGCUGCCGCAGGUGGCCAUGGCGACCGGGCAGGUGCUGUUCCAUCGCUUCUUCUACUCCAAGUCCUUCGUCAAGCACAGCUUUGAGAUUGUUGCCAUGGCCUGCAUCAAUCUCGCGUCCAAAAUCGAGGAGGCGCCUCGUCGGAUAAGGGACGUGAUCAACGUGUUCCAUCAUUUACGACAGUUAAGAGCAAAAAGGACUCCAAGCCCCCUGAUACUUGAUCAGAACUACAUAAACACCAAAAAUCAAGUAAUCAAAGCAGAAAGGAGGGUACUGAAGGAGUUGGGAUUUUGUGUUCAUGUCAAGCAUCCUCAUAAGAUCAUUGUUAUGUAUUUACAAGUCCUAGAAUGUGAACGUAAUCAAACCCUGGUACAGACAGCCUGGAAUUACAUGAACGACAGCCUCCGGACAAACGUGUUUGUUCGCUUUCAGCCCGAGACCAUUGCGUGUGCUUGCAUUUACCUCGCUGCCAGGGCCCUGCAGAUUCCGCUGCCCACUCGCCCUCACUGGUUCUUGCUCUUUGGCACCACGGAAGAGGAGAUUCAGGAGAUCUGCCUGACGACUCUCAAGCUUUAUACCAGAAAAAAGCCCAAUUAUGAGUUUCUGGAUAAAGAAGUAGAAAAGAGGAAAAUGGCACUACAGGAAGCUAAACUGAAGGCAAAAGGUUUAAAUCCAGAUGGAACUCCAGCACUCUCAACACUGGGUGGCUUUUCUCCUGCAUCCAAACCAUCUUCCCCGAGAGAAGUAAAAGCUGAAGAGAAAUCUCCAGUGUCUGUGAAUACCAAAACCAUUAAAAAGGAGCCAGAGGAGAGGCAGCAAACCUCCAAGAGCCCUUACAAUGGCCUGAGAAAAGAAAGCAAGAGAAGUCGAAGCAGCAGGAGCGGCAGCCGGUCCCGGUCGAGGACAAAGUCGCGCUCUCGCUCGCACACGCCCAGGCGGCACUACAACAACCGGCGCAGCCUGUCGGGCACCUACAGCUCUCGGUCGCGGAGCCGCUCGCGCAGCCACAGCGGGAGCCCCCGGCGGCACCACAACCACGGCUCCCCCCACCUCAAGGCCAAGCACGGCCGCGAGGAGCUCAAGGGCGCCAACAGACACGGCCACAAGCGGAAAAAAUCCCGCUCCCGCUCCCAGAGCAAGUCCAGGGAUCACUCGGACGCCGCCAAGAAGCACCGGCACGAGCGGAGCCACCACCGGGAGCGGCGCGAGCGCUCCCGCUCCUUCGAGCGCUCCCACAAGGGGAAGCACCACGGCAGCGGCCGCUCGGGGCACGGGCGGCACCGGCGCUGAGCCCCCCGGGUGGGCACAGGAACUGUGGGACUGCACAACCCCCCUGCCAGGUUUGGAGGGGCUUGGGGGCCCCGGGGCUCGUUUUCCCAGAGGGGCGGAAGACUUUUGUUUGUCUUUUUCUUUCGGGAAAGGAACCGUUACCAACUUUUUUGCACAUAAUACCUUAGCAGUAUCCAAGGGGUGGAGAAAACCACGAUCAGGUUCGUUGUAUGUAUUAGAGCCGUGUAUUGUUUAUUGAGCUGAGAACUGGAGACAGGAUUUCUGUAAAAAAAGCAAAACGUACCUUAUUUUUAUACCAGUCAAUUGCAGACGCUUAUAUUUAAGUAUAGUUAUUUGUUUAAACAAUGGUGGAGACUUUCUUACACUGGUUUUAGUCUGCAUGUGUUGAAAGAUUUUUACAAGAAAUAAAAUAUAAGGCUUUUUUUUUUUUUUUUACUGCCUGUUGGAUGCCAAAUGUGUUGGAACUAAACUUGCUUUUCUUACACCCCCUG